Messenger RNA from Microtus ochrogaster (prairie vole), 5101 nucleotides. RefSeq names its product zinc finger protein 3 (gene Znf3). Gene Ontology annotation, biological process: regulation of transcription by RNA polymerase II. NCBI's taxonomy places the organism in Eukaryota, Metazoa, Chordata, Mammalia, Rodentia, Cricetidae. Gene Ontology annotation, molecular function: DNA-binding transcription factor activity; RNA polymerase II cis-regulatory region sequence-specific DNA binding. The record is from RefSeq and is a predicted model, not a curated record.
GGAGGGGCAACUUCCGUUCUUUGUUCUGUUCUCGGUUGUGUGGGUCUGUGACAGGUUCCAACAGGGCCUGGUCCGUGUCCGACCCUUAAGUCUUACGUCCCUGUCCCCAGGGUGAGUGGGUCGUCUUCGGGACUCGCGGUGAGGCGGAAGUGUGGUCGCCGGGAAGGGGGUUGGUGUUCACGCCUCUGCGGCCCGCGGGGUUCCCGGGCACUCCUUGCCCCUGCGGCCGCUGCCCAGCUCCGCAAGCCCGGCUCCACGAGCGCAGCGGGUUCCCGCGUGUCGCGGAUUGGGACUCCGGGUCUGCUCGUGCCCUCCACCGCCAGCCCCAAGUGUUUGAAAUUCCCAGCGUCGCUGCAAGAGGUCCCUCUCUUUAAAACAGCUGAUGACAGCCAGCCUUCCGAACUUGGUACUCUCAGUGCACCGUUUUCUGUGCUGGGGCAGGAGAAGGAAGUCUUCCCUCUGCUGAGUUGGAGAGAGAGUUGUUCUGUGUCGCAGUUGAGAACUAGGGCUUGGGAGGAGGUGCGAACUCAGGUCCUCGGAAAGAUCCUGCGGGGACCUCACCAAGACCUAAUGUCCUAUAGUGCUCCUUCAGAACGUGCUUCCUGCUGCGUCUACACCUGGGAGAGCAGGGACCAAAACAUUUCACUCUCCCUAUGGAAACUCAGGCUGACCUUGCAUCUCAGGAACCUCCACCCCUGCUGGAGAGUGCUCUUUCUUCUUCAGAAGUCCCUUCCUUUCCUGACAAGGACAGUCUGGGGCAUGAGAUGUUGGCUGCUGCACUUCUGAAGGCCAAGUCCCAGGAGUUGGUGACAUUUGAGGAUGUAGCUGUCUACUUCAUCUGGAAAGAGUGGAAACGUUUGGAACCUGCACAGAGGGACCUAUACAGGGAUGUGAUGCUGGAGAAUUAUGGGAAUGUGUUCUCACUGGAUUGUGAAUCUAAAACUGGAAAUGACCAAGUAAUCUCUGAAGGCAUGGGGUCACAUGAGAUGAUGUUGGGACAGUUCCAAACGGAUGUUUCUCAGGGUCUUAAGUUUGGAGAAGCCUAUGAACAAGAAGUCAGUCUGAAGAGACAGCUAGGGAACUCCUCUGUUGGAAGACUGAAUAGGAGAAUACAGGAGUUCCACCAAGCGACAGUUGAGGAAAAGCUUACCCAUAUGGGACAAAGAAAUGACAAGUAUAAUGAGUUCGGGAACAGCUUCACUGUGAAUUCCACCCUCAUUUCACACCAGAGGUUUCCCAUGGGACACAGACCCCAUAAGUGUGAUGAAUGUAACAAGAGUUUUAAUCGAACUUCAGACCUUAUUCAACAUCAGAGAAUUCACACUGGGGAAAAGCCCUAUGAAUGUAGUGAAUGUGGAAAGGCCUUCAGCCAGAGCGCACAUCUUAUUCAGCACCAGAGAAUCCACACUGGAGAGAAACCUUAUGAAUGUAAAGAUUGUGGAAAAACAUUCAGUUGUAGCUCUGCUCUCAUUCUACAUCAGAGGAUCCACACUGGGGAGAAACCUUAUGAAUGUAAUGAAUGUGGAAAAACAUUCAGUUGGAGCUCCACUCUUACUCACCAUCAGAGAAUCCACACUGGUGAGAAGCCCUAUGCUUGCAACGAAUGUGGGAAGGCUUUCAGCCGGAGUUCCACCCUUAUCCAUCAUCAGAGAAUCCAUACUGGAGAAAAACCCUAUGAAUGUAAUGAGUGUGGGAAGGCCUUCAGCCAGAGCUCACACCUCUAUCAGCACCAGAGAAUCCACACUGGAGAGAAGCCCUAUGAAUGUAUGGAAUGUGGGGGGAAGUUUACCUACAGUUCAGGCCUUAUUCAGCAUCAAAGAAUCCACACGGGGGAGAAUCCCUAUGAAUGUAGCGAGUGUGGGAAAGCCUUCAGGUAUAGCUCAGCUCUUGUUCGCCAUCAGAGGAUUCACACUGGAGAGAAGCCUUUGAGUGUCAUGGGUGUGAGCAGAAAUUCCCUCAGGGUUUCUGCUGAAUUAAACGUCAGAGACUCCACAUGAAAGAGCCAUAUCCCAUUUCCCUCACUUCCAGAGUCUAAGGAGCUCUUGCCUUACUUUAUAAAUAGCACCAAUUUAGGAUGUUUCCCUCCUCAAACCUUUCACUCAGAGUGGGGCAGAUUGGGAAAGACAUCCUGGCACAGUGAUGAGCAGGAUUUCCCAGGAGUGGAUACCAGUCUUGAAAAAUCGUGAGGCAGGUAGCAGAUUAAGCACUGGGAAAGGGAGGAAGCUUGGGGACCAGCCAUCCCCUUUUAAGGAAGGGUUUGCACUAAACAGUUUUCUCACACCAGAAGAGCCUUUCUUUCUGAGUUGGGGGUGGACAUUUAUUAGUAACAGAAUUCCAAGGAUUCCACUAGUUGGGGGUCAAUCUGGUGAGCACAGAAGACAGAGGGAAGGAUAUUCUGGGUCAUCUAGAAAGGGAAACAAGCUAUAUUUCUUUUUCUCCCUCCCCCUUCUUUUUUUGAGAUAGGUCUAGCCCUAGCUUUUCUUGAACUCACUGUGUAGACCAGGCUGGCCUUGUACUCGGCGAGACCUGCCUGCCUUUGCCUCUGAAGUGCUGGGAUUACAGGCAUAUAUACAACCAUGCCAGGUCCCCAGGAGCUGCAUUUCCAAGCCACUUUUACUAAUCCAGUUUUGAGAUUAGACAAGGAAUAUGCUGUUUUGGUACAUGACUUCAUGAAUUUAGGAAACUUGAUGCUAAUGGGAUCAUUUUAUUGGGGGUAGGUUGUGGGAAGGACCCCAGCAAGGGUCUGUAGUGACUACCCUGGGAACUCUUAAAGCAGUGAUAACAUGUUUUCAUGAGCCGUCUGGGGGCUAGAGAAACAGCUCAGAGAUUAAAAGCACUCUGCGCUUGCAGGGGUCCUGAGUUCAGUUCUCAGCAACCACAUGGUGGCUCACAACCAUCUAUAAUGAGAUGUCGUGCCCUCUUUUGGCAUGCAGGCAUGCAUGCAGACAGAACACUAUACACAACACUGUAGGCAGACCCCACAUCCUCCCUUGUAAUAGGACUGACUGAAAGGAAUCUCACUGGAGCAGUUACUAACCUGCGGUAGAUCAGAAGCAUUUAAUACUGGCCUGACUCCUGCCCCCUUUCUUCCUAUUCCUGUGGUGAAAGGUAAUUUGAUGUCGACCUCUAGUUAUUAAGGAUGCUGUAGGGAGCUCAUCUACCUAGCUUGUCCUGCCCUCUCACCUCUAACAUCUGGCCUCAGCAGCUGCACCUCUCCAGAUUCCAUCUGACUUCAGCUACUUGAGAGUACACAAACAGUAAAUUCAGAGGGGCACUGAGGCCCAAGCUUGGCAGCAGGGCACCUUGCUGGGUUCGGGUGGUGCUCUAACCAACAGAUGGCUUUCCAUAUUUUUCCAACCCUGCUCAACCUGUAGCUUAUAAGAAAUGUACCAUUAAACAGAAUAGUCUUUCAGAAGAGGAGAUGGAGUGUGUGUUUGUAUAGGAAUCAAAGUUAUGUCAGUUAAAAUAGCACAGAAACCAUAAAUGGAACCCAAAAGUAAACUUUGAUAACCACCUUUGGUCAUAAACCUGAGAUUUUUCUUGUCCGACACAGCUCUCUCAAACUCUUGUAGACUAUAUAAACAUAUGCAGCUACUCCCAUCUUCACAACAAAUCAGAAUUUCAUGAGCUGUAGUCAUUUUGUGUGAUACAAUGUCUAAGACUGACGACAAAAACUAAAAGUGUACUUGGCUCUUUUGGAGCAAGGAGCAUAUUUCUCUGUCUUGGUUUGGUGUUUGUAGAAAGAUAUGGCUAUGGAGAACGGCAGGCUGGGAAUGGGAUGAAGAGGUUAGCAUUAAGAUGGCUGUGAACUCCCAGCACUUGGGAGGCAGAGGCAGGUGGAUCUCUGUGAGUUUAACAAACCUGGUCUACAAAGCUAGUUCUAGGACAGCUAAGGCUACACAGAGAGAAACCCUGUCUUUGAAAAAAAAAAAAAAAACCCACGAACUCACUUUUUUUUGUUGGUAGAAUAUUGUAUCGGGUCAUCUAAUAUGUGUCUUUAAUUUCACAAGUUUUUGAAACUGAUCAUCUUUGGCUCCUUUGACAUUUCCAGGCCUAGUGGUUCAGGUCUCUAAUGUCAACUACUUGGGGGGCUGAUAGAAGAGGAUCCCAAGUUCCAGGCCUUCCUGCACUAUAAAUGAGGUUAAGGCCAGCUUGGACAAGUUAGUAAGGAGAACAUUCCAUUGUUUGUCUUUCUACUGGGAAUUAAGCUGAGCCGAGUCUGCCUCCUUGCCAGUUAUACAAUCAGCUUCUAGUUCUGCCUUUUCAAGCAGCACGUAAUUCUUUAUCAAACAAAACUUUGAAGAACAAUUUUUCUUUUGCUAUUUUUGAGACAGAGUUUGUUUGUGUAAUUCUGACUGUCCUGGAACUUGCUCUAUAAACCUGGCUGGCCUUGAACUCACUAAGAUCUGCCUGCCUCUUCCUUCUGAUUGCUGGGAUUAAAGGUGUGCAUCACUAUGUCUGUCAUGGUGAACAUUUUUAUUCAUAGCAAAAGAAGUUUGUUUUGAUCGCCACCUUUUCUGGGGAUCAAAUCCAGCGUCCCUUUCAUGCUGGGCAAGAACUAAGUACCUCAACCCAGCAUUUUUUUUUUUGCAUUUAUUUUUGGUGUGUGUUCAUGCAUGCAUACAUGUGCCAUGGCAUGCAUAUGGAGGUCAGAAGUCAACUUGGAGGAGUUGGCUUUUCUGCACUGUGGGUCCCAGGGAUGAAGCCGAGGUCACCAGGCCUGACAAGGGCAAGUGCCUCUACCUGUGGAGCCAUCUCUCUGAUUCAGGAGUUUUUAUUUUAUUUUACUUCUAUGGUUUUUGAGCCAGGACUGACCUUGAGCUGACCUUCCUGUGUCUAUCUCCCAAGUGCUGGGAUCACAAGCAUAUGCUGUCACACCUGCUUAGGAUCUGUUUUUGAAUCCUUCCAUCUCCAGUGACAUCUCUGAGAUCCCAUUCAGAUGAUACUGGGAAAAUAUGCUAUGUAAUCAAGUUUCUAACAGCACAGAGCCCAGGUUCACGUGCACUUUUCAGUAACAGGAUGAACCAUGAAGUGAUGAUAAGCUUCUUAUUGAAUUGUUUCUCUUUUAGCAAACAAUACAAAAUGAAAAGAAGAGGAAAAA